Messenger RNA from Seriola aureovittata, 1072 nucleotides. RefSeq names its product translocase of outer mitochondrial membrane 20 (gene tomm20a). The record is from RefSeq and is a predicted model, not a curated record. Gene Ontology annotation, molecular function: transmembrane protein transporter activity. The coding region runs from base 64 to 504 and encodes 146 amino acids. Gene Ontology annotation, biological process: tRNA import into mitochondrion; protein targeting; protein import into mitochondrial matrix. NCBI's taxonomy places the organism in Eukaryota, Metazoa, Chordata, Actinopteri, Carangiformes, Carangidae. Gene Ontology annotation, cellular component: mitochondrial outer membrane translocase complex; mitochondrial outer membrane. The transcript is spliced from 5 exons.
GUGCUAGCUGCUAGCUGGCUAGCCUUCCCUGCUGCGUGCCGUGUCCAUGAGUAGUUUCCAGGUAUGAUGAGCGGCAAGACGAGCGCGGUAGUUGCCGGGGUGUGCGGAGCCCUUUUCGUCGCAUACUGUAUUUAUUUUGACAGAAAGCGACGGAGCGACCCUCACUUCAAGGAAAAGCUACGUGAACGUAGACGAAAGCAAAAAGUUUCCAGUGACAGGUCUGGACUGGCAAAGCUGCCUGACCUGAAGGACGCGGAAGCUGUUCAGAAAUUCUUUCUGGAGGAAAUCCAGCUGGGAGAGGAGCUUUUGUCACAAGGUGAAUUUGAGAAAGGAGUGGACCACUUGACCAAUGCGAUUGCAGUAUGCGGUCAGCCUCAGCAGCUGCUUCAAGUUCUCCAGCAGACGCUGCCGCCUCCAGUCUUCCAGAUGCUGCUCACCAAACUGCCCACCAUCAGCCAGCGAAUCAUCAGCUCUCAGUCUUUAACAGAAGAUGACGUCGAAUGAAUGUGUGUGGAAGCUAUUACUAUUCCGUAAUGGGAUUUCGGACACUGAUAUUUGUGCACUGUUUGGUACGUGUGACUGCUGGUGUGUGUGAGUUGUGAGCCUGAUUUAUCACACAGUUCUGUGGACAUGGAGCCCCCUCUGUCACAGCACUCCGAGGUUGAAGAACUUUGUCAAGGUUACGUUUCUGGGAAAUGUUAAAUACAUUCCAUCUUUAUUACAUGGUUCCCACCACAUCUCAUGUUUUCUAGCAUUCUGUUUAUUCUAUUUAUUUCCCUAAAAAGUUAUGAUCUUUUUGGGGGUGUGGGCGGGGGGGGGGUUUGCUGAUAUGUUAUGUACAAAAUAAGAAAAACAGUAUGUAGAUGAUUUGUUACAUAUUGCUGUGCAGUUGAUAUACAUGUGAAAUGUGUGUAAGACUCUCUACACUAAACAGAACACUUGUUUGUGGAUUAUUGCCAUUAAGUUCUGACAUUGUUCUUGUAUGUCGGUUAAAUGUUAUUUUUAUAUUCCAGCCUUUCAUAGCUGGACAUAUUUUUCUGUUUAAACUCCCACAAUAAAACAUGAAAACACA